CAUCACGACAUCCUCGGCGAAAUCAAUGGCCGCAUCCACUGCGCCGUCGAAGGCUUCUUCGAAAAGUACUUCCAGUGUCAAUUGUGGCCAGGCUCCGCGGAGAUAGUUGCCCAAGCCGCUGCCGAAACCGCACCCAAACUUUCUCCUCACUCUCCUUUGGGUGACAUUUUCCUAGACACCCAGUCGGAUUUCCCUGCCAAACGCAGCAUCUUCCUAUCUUAUCCACCUAGAACACCAGGCCACUCCGGUCAGCACAUUUCGCAGCUCUUUCUUGUCCCCUCUGGUUCCGGCCGUGAAGCUACAGAUUACACCUGGGCCGAUGUUCAGGUUAUUGGACAACUUCAGGAGCAUGACGGCAGUGAUUAUCCUCAAGGACUUCUGCGUCUCUGCGAACACGCGCGAGAGGUAUUCACCAGCCAGCCGACACGCCUCUUUCUUCACGGUUUUCUCAUCUUUGGUUCCACAUUGGAGCUUUGGGUGUUCGACAGCGCCGGCUUGUACAGCUGCAAGCCAUUUGACGCACGCAAAAACUCGGAUCGCCUCGUCGCCAUCGUCACCGGAUACCUGAGAAUGACCGACAGAGAGCUCGGAAUCAACACAAUCAUCGAAAAAGGCGACGAUGGAGGCAAUUAUAUCACGUUCAGGGCUGAUGAAGAGCUUGAGCCGAGCAGACUCUGCCUCGAACAGGAACCGAUUGCGUUCCCCCGAAGGCUCGUAAGCCAGGCUCCUAUUUGCUACAAGGCGAAAAGACCAGACUCUGAGGGAUGGGAGUUUGUAGUCAAGUUUUCCUGGAGGUCGGAGGCCCGAAGCUCGGAAGAGGAAGUCUUACGACUAGUCAAAAGACGCAAGGUUUGGGGAGUGGUGCAGAUUUUUGGCCACCAAGAGGUCGACACCAUCACAAAUCUCCGCCAAGGCCUGCGAUUCGGUGUUCCCCGAGAAUUUCGACCUGCCACUACAACCACCAGAGAAUCGGCACCACCCAUGCUCACGAGUGCAGGCGCGGGUGAGUGUCACGGUGUUAUCGCCUACACCGAAGAGGUUGCACCAACUGGCCUCGAGCGUGUCCGGCAUGGAACUCAUUCACCAUUCGAUACUCGAACCCUCGGCUGUCUGGUCGUCUCCCCCCUCGGACACCCGUUAGAUAAAUUCCAUCAUGUUUUGGAGUGUAUUGAGGCCUGCCGUGAUGCUGUCAAGGCGCAUCGUUCCCUCUACUUGGACGGGAAGAUACUCCACCAAGAUAUAUCCAAGGAUAACACUAUCAUUCGCGACAGGGUAGUGGAAGGAGGACCUCGGGGUAUAUUAAUAGAUCUUGUCGCACCAGACAGCUACGGCAAAACCACUGGUCCGCGAAAUCCGGAGGAGCUAAUUGGGACCAAGGCCUUUAUGGCGAUCGAUUUGCUUCAGCGCAAGCCACAUACAUAUCGUCACGACUUGGAAUCCUUCCUCUACGUCUUCUUGUGGAUUGCCAUCUGCGGAGGCCAUAAGCGACUUCCCUCGAAAAGUCGCCUUCAACGCUGGCAAGCGGGAAGUUUCCAAGAUGCGGCACAGAGCAAGGUUGAAGAUGUAGCGGAGGAAAAUUUUCGGGCCAUUGUUUCUGAGUUCUCUCCCGCAUUCAAGGGCCUUGAGGGGCUGGCUUGGAACCUACGCGACAUACUGUUC
Ilyonectria robusta is the source of this 1659-nucleotide messenger RNA. RefSeq lists its product as uncharacterized. The record is from RefSeq and is a predicted model, not a curated record. The transcript has 2 exons. Lineage: Eukaryota; Fungi; Ascomycota; Sordariomycetes; Hypocreales; Nectriaceae. The annotation marks the transcript as partial.